This is a messenger RNA of Plutella xylostella (diamondback moth), 3594 nucleotides long. RefSeq lists its product as uncharacterized. Lineage: Eukaryota; Metazoa; Arthropoda; Insecta; Lepidoptera; Plutellidae. The record is from RefSeq and is a predicted model, not a curated record. Gene Ontology annotation, molecular function: protein binding.
AAACCAAAACAAACGAAAUUGACGUUUCUUUCUGGUUUUUGUGCAGAGAAGCCGAGCGAGAAAUUAUUUCGCUUCUAAAUUGGAAAUAAAUUGUGAUUAUCAUUCUUUUUGGAUGGUUUCCAAAACUGAAUUGUUUACAUUCCGUGAAUCGCGUUUCCCUUACGACCAGUUUCUUUGUGUCGCGCACCUGAAAUCUGUAUGAUCGACAUUUUUGAUUGCACUUUUAGUUAUAUUUGGUUUCCUUGAAUUUCGUUGUGAUAAGUGACACUUUCCGUUUAAAUGGAGACUUCAGACCCAGAUAGUGCAGUUCCGCGUGAUAUGGAUGAUAGUGGAUGUGUGCAAGAUGAGUCACCAACUAAGAUGGAGGAGCCGCCUCCAGCCCGGGUGAACCUGCUGGACCUGUCUGAUGAUGUGCUGCUCUGCAUCCUGCGCUACUGCGAGCCGAGGGACUUGAAGGCGCUCGGGUUCACCUGCGCCCGCCUAGGCGAACUAAUCCGUGAGCGCUCCCUCUGGCGUCGCCUGGUGGAGCGGUCGCAGAGCACGGGGCGCGCGCGCCUGCGCUGGUACCUGCGCCGCGUGCUAGGCCCGCAGACGGAGGCCAUCAGUCUGAGGGGGUACGCCGCCGAUGUGGUCACCGCAUCUGUGGAACAAGACGACCCAGUCCCUGCCCCCGCACCCGUCCCCGCCGAACCGCGCGCGGGAGGGAGUCGCGAUGUUGAUGUGCCAGCCGCUUACCUCGGAGAGCCCGCGCACCCGAUGCGGCUGCCGGCCACCUACUGCAUCCGCGGGACAGACAGCAGGCAGAUGCCACGAAUCACAUGGACGGACGCGGACUCCUCCAGCGGCGUGCGCUGGAGCGUCUCCCGCCCGCUGCUGCAGCAGCUGACGGCGCGCUGCCCGCAGCUGACAGUGCUGGCGCUCGACUACUGCAACCUAGACGCAGCCGAGAUCAACCUGUCCCAGUUCCCGCGCCUGCUGCGCUCGCUGUCGCUGGAGGGGGUGAAGUGCUACAACCUGCCCGUCGACAAGUCCUUCAUGUUCCGGGUCCAUGAUUACCUGCCGCUUUUGGAGUCAGUGAACAUAUCCCUGUGCGCCUGGGUAUGUGGAGCCGCCCUACUCCCACUCUCAAAACUACGCUCCCUGCGAGUCCUCGCAGCGCGGGGGUGCAAACGACUGGCUGAGUUUGUGGCUUAUGCGAGUUUGGCUGCUAGAUACGGGUUUAGGAAUUUGAAGGUACUAGACGUGCGUGGGUCUCCUCUGGCGGACUCAGAAGUCUCCGCCUUCGGCUGGCUGCCGCUCCUAGAAGAACUGUACUGCUCCGUGCAACAGCCGGAUCCGCCGCCACUGCAGAACGCGGAGGUCGAACCUGAACUCUGGUCCUGGGAGAAAGAGGAACCUGAAUAUUUAAAAGAGCCGCUCCUCCCAGAAGACCCGCUCCCCCCGCUCCCCCCGCGCACCCCGACCCCUCCCCCCGCGCCCCGCCACGCCCCCGCCAGCGCGGUCACCAUCACGCUCAACCGCAGGCAGGUGGACGCGGGCCAUAGUGACGCGCAUCCAGUCGGUAAUGCUGACGUACCAGGUAACAAUGAGAUGGGUAGUGGUGAGGAAAUGAAAGUGGAAAGAGAUCACGGUGACGGUAAAGAUGAAAUGAUUGGUGGUGAUAAUGAGGAAAUGAAAGAAGUGGAAAGAGAUGUAAAGGAUGUGGUAGAAGGACCAGAUGUGGAGAUGGAUGCUGUAGAAAGCAAUAGAGAAAUUGAAAAAGUGGAGGGUGAUGCAACAGAUGAUGCAAAAGCUGAUAACGUAACAGGUGAUAGUAAAGCGCCAGAAAUACCGGCAGAGCAAGAUGAUCAACAGGCUGGUGGUGUAAGCCAAGAAGUGGUAGAAGAGAAAGCUAAGGACCUUAGAAUAGACCCUGGUGCAGAGAAUGAAGAAAUGGAAGUGGAACCUAGAGAUCUCCGAAUAGAUAGUAAUCAUAAUGAAAAUGACCGUAAUAAUGAUAACACUCCUAUAAUAGCGGCUACAAUAAAUCAUAUCGAUAAAAAUCAUACAGAAGAAUUAUCUGAUUCAAAAAUGCACGAAGCUGGUCCUAGUAAUAGUGAAGCUGCAGAAAAUCUAGAUAUCCCAGGUCCAAGUUACGCAAAUCCACCAGAAGUUAAAGACCUAAGUACGGUCCGCAACGGUUUAAAACGCAAACCAGAUGUAGAUGUGUACGAUUAUGAUGACGAUGACGAACCAGCAGUUAAGAAGCCAUACGGAAGCAAAGAUGGCGCGUCAACUUCUAAUGGUACCGUUCAGAAGUUUGUAAAAUUCCGUCGAAAUUGUCCACCAGUUGUUAUUACUAAGUCGGAGAAUGGAGAGGUGAAAGAAAAUGGACUUAAUCUUGUCAAGAAAAAGCAGAAUGGCACUGCUAUUGCGAGUAAUAAUGAAGAAAAUGGUGAUAAAACACAAGAAGUCGAAAAUAUGGACGAAGGCGACAAAAAGGACGAAAUAAACGCUAAUAACGCUGUAGAGAACGGUGAAAAUCAAGAGCAGAACGCCAACGCAAUAAUAGAAGCGAACCAAAACGGAGAAGUCAACAUACGGAACCCUAGACACGUGAUCAUAGCACCAGUCGAACAACAGGACAGAGAUGACGCUCAGUUAUUGAUAGAUCCACAUCGCAAUGAAGUCAUAGACCGACCACGGAACCCUCCUGAAUACGAGAUAAUAGAACAAGCACCACCAGUACAAAGAGUUGAGGAAGCGAACAACAGAUACCAUGUACUAUACGUGAAUGUGGGCAGGCAAUUGCAUGCAGUCUACCAACUAUCAGCCGAUUUUGAAGUCCCACCGAACAGACAAAUGCCUGACCAAGAACCGAGGUUAGACAUUCGCAAUAUCUACCGACAAAUGCGGUUCCCUUACGUCAGAAAUGUCAUCUACGGACCGCCAACCCCACAUAUAGACCCUAGCUCUCUAAUAACCGAUUCAGCAUUGCGAAGAUUUGGAAGAUCUGACGGCGAAGAUAUAAAUUAUGUGCACAUUGGGAUCCCAAGGCCUGGUGAUGCUAGCACAGAAAGACCAAGUAAGUCUAGGCUAAGAAUACUGGUAUGCACAGGUUACAGCGGCGUGACCAACUCGAGUUUGAGUCAUUUGGCGACAGCAGCGCCAGAUUUGACUCUGGUGGACGUGACCGGUACUAAAGUUAACGAGCAAGGGGUCGAGGCGUUUAGGAUUCUGCGCCCAGACUGUCAAGUUUUGUAUGGGAAUAAUACCUAGCGGUUUAGUAUGUUUUUCUGGUUGCCGGUGACUGCGGAUUACCGGGUGGUAAUACCUGCGAGUCUAAUAGCUGUGAUAAGGCUGCUGUUGGGAGUGGACUUGGCUUGGUCACAAAUGAUGAUGAGGGGUUUAUCACCGUGAAAGAUUGGCCAGUAUUGGUGACAAAUAAUAGUGCCUGGUCUUGUCACCGUGGUGGAUUGGCCAAGGUAAAUUGUGAAUGGAUGUUUAUUAUGUGAGUGAUUUGGUGAUAACAUAAAGACUAGUUAAAAAUAUGUACAUAAUUUGUGAGUGGUUUAAGUUGAAUUGUAAAAUGUUACUUUUCGGGUUUCGCAAACU